GACAGAAUCUUCGAUCCCGGAUGGAGAGGGAUACCGAGAAGGAAGAAUUCGGUGAACGGAUCUCGUUCGCUUUUGUCCUUCGACUGAGGAUACCCCUGGUUCCUGGUUCAAAGUCAUCGUACUCGACUUCUUCUUGUCUCGGCAACGUAUAUAAGUCAAAUCGAGAUCGAAAGCAAGGUGCAUAAUCCGAACAGUCCUUCGUCGAAGAAGGAGGUUGGAAGAGAAGCCGAUUUUGUUACAAGAUGCAGCCAAUGAUAGUACUUCUGGCGAUUCUGAGCGUGGCCUCGUGCUCGCAGCUGACUCUAGUGCCGUACGCCUAUCUGGCGGAUCCACUUCCGGUGUACCAUCAGUCUCAGGACACGAGAACCGGGGAGCAUGCGUACAGUUACUCCGGUGGACCCUCGGCAAAGGAGGAAGUCAAAGGUCCCGAUGGAGUCACGAGAGGAUCUUACAGCUACGUCGACGCUCACGGUAUCUUACAGUCAGUUUUCUACGUCGCCGACGAGGGUGGCUUCCGGGUUGCGGCGACGAAUCUACCGACGGAUAGCGAUCUGCCCGUUGAAACGGCUGAGAUUCUUUUAGCUAAGAGGGCACUAUUCGAGGAACAGGCAAGAGCCACGUCGUCGGAGCAAUCUUCGAGCGCUCGUCGAAAGCGUAGCUUAACCGAAGAGACGAGAAAAGAACAUCGAGAAGAAGAUUCGAAGAGCAACAAGCAAGAGGAUUAUUCGAACGAUAAACCCUACGGAGCGUUGGCAACUUUUCUACUUCCAGGAUCUUUAGCAACGGCAACGUCUCAUCAGAGUCAAGUUAGGAUUCAUCAGGACGUUCGUACGGAAGGUGUCGAUCCGAUUGCCAAUGCAGUCACCGUCGAGGCUGCUGCCCCCGUUUUACCUCUUAUCGAUCCCAUUAAAUCGGAGGUGAUCAAAACUCCAUUGAUCAUAUCCGAUGGAUCGGUAGCCUUGCUAACCGAUAACGAUUAUCAUCAAAAUCGUAUAAAGAUCCAUAGAAAUCUCGGAUUGGAGGGAGAGGAGCGACGCAAGGACGCUGUCAAGAUCGAAACGCCGGUACUCGCUGAAGUUCGUCCGCUCGUUUCCGAGCCGGUCGCGAUCCUGGAGCAUCGACCUUCCCUUCUCACGGCCGUUUCCUCUCAAAGCGUCACGCAGAUUCACCUAAGUGACAAGCACGAGAUUCCAAGUAUUUACGAGUUGCCCGCCCUUUAUCAUGCGAUCCCUAUCGCGAGAUCAUCGCAAUAUCGUACGCAGAUUCAUUCGAGUCAAAGAAUCGAAAGCGCCAACGAUUCGGAGAAUUUACGAGACGAUAUCAAUAAAGAGAACAGUCAAGACGAAGCAAUAGGAUCCUCGAUCGUCACGAUCCUGUUCAGCGUAUUGCUCGGUUCUUCCUUAAGCAGUCCAAUAGCAAACGUUUGGGUUAGUCCCAUAGGAAGCAUCUCGCCGUUACGACAAUAUCACGUGCAAGAUGGAUCGGGAUCCUAUCGAUAUUCAUUCACGGGACCGCAUCACGCUAAGACUGAGUCUAAUCUGAAUGGAGUCACUCAGGGUGGUUAUUCCUACAUAGACGCUAACGGAAUUCUACAAACCGUCUCGUAUACCGCGGACGAUCAAAAUGGCUUUAGAGUUAGCGCGAGUAAUCUUCCUGAAGCGGCCAAGAACGAGCAUGAUCAGAUCGAAGACACCCCGGAAGUAGCAGCAGCCAAGCGAAAUCACUUAGAGGAAUUGCAGAAAUCGCAGCUGGCCGAUCGACCGAACUGGAACGAUCAGAAUAUUCUAUCCUAUAAGAUCUUACCUCCGUAUGUCAGUUAUGCACAGUUACAACCGUCCGAGAGUAAAAUCGUAGAACGAGAGAUUCAGAGCACGAAAAAUCCAUUCCUAUUGUCUCAAGCGGAAGCCGACAAUAUUCAAGUUCCGAAGCCGGAUCCAACGCUCUCUCAAGCGUCUCCAAGCUCAUUGAACGUUCGGGACACCUCGGCGAAGGACGAAGGACAAUCCGAAUCGGAUAAUCCGAAUGCAUUGGAGAUCGGAAAAUUCCUACAAAUGCCAAACGUUCAUAGGACCGUGGCAUUGCCUGCCCCAUACGUAUUCCCCGUUUUACCAUACAGAUUACUUCACAGCUCGCUUCAUCAUACUCAGGAUUCUUUGGGGCAAUACGAUUACAGUUACACCGGCGAUUCCAGUGCAAAAACGGAGUCAAGAUCCUUGGACGGAACUACGAGGGGUGCUUACAGUUACAUAGAUCCCAAUGGUAUUUUGCAACAAGUCCAUUACGUUGCCGAUCAUAAUGGGUUUAGAGUGCUUGCUACGAAUCUACCGGAAGCGAAAUAACUAAGUCCAUAGAGAUAUUGUUUUCUUUUUCACGAGCGAAAAGUUAAAAAGAAUGGAUAGAGAAAAGGAUAGAUAAGUAAAUAAAUGAAAUGAAAAAGAUCUACUCUCUACGGAAAAUCUAAUAAUACUUGUUUAGAAUUUCAAAUAGAAUGCACAACGUUGAAGGUUACCCCUUUUACUCUCGGUACUCCGAUUUUUUACUGCCAUAAAAGCCGAUUGUAUAAGUGAUCAGUAUCGCAUCGUAUCACGGUGUAACGGUGAUCUUAUAAUUCGACGAAAUCAUUAUUGUAAUUAAUUUUGGAAUUAAUGAUAAACUAUGUUUAAGAAUAAUUUUUACUUUAGCAAAUAUAUACAUAUGUUCGAAACUAUGUCCUCGAACGAUGUUUCUUUCACUCUGUCUUCCUUCUAAUAAUAAGUCUUUUUUUCCGAAGGGGAAGAAAAAGGAAAAAAAAAAAAAAAAGAAAAGAUAAAAGGGAUCAUUGAACGAAAUCCGAAUACGAUGACUAAAAGCGGGCUAAACCCUUUUUCGUCAUAUCGAAUCUAUCGCCCGAAGUGAAAUAAGCACGAUGUAAUGUUUCGCACAUUUCACAGAACAAUAUGGAUAAUUAUUGCCAUCGUUGGACAUUGAAAUAACAUGGAAAUGCCAGGCACCAAAGCGAACGCGUAGCCGCUGGCGAUAACGAGAUGGAACACUCUCGGAAAUAGUUUAACAUUAUCGAUCUGUCUCUCUCUCUCUCUCUCUCUCUCUCUCUCUCUCCCUCCCUCCCUCUCUUCCCCGCUUCACGGUGGAAAUACUGCAGGUGUCGUUAUAAACGAUUAAAUCGAAAACAGCUUGAUUCCUUGAAAACAAACAAAAUUAUUAAAAAUAAAUCGAAACGAAAGGUUGAACGAUCUUUUAAAUCUUGAACCCGUAACAAUUUUACUUUCAUUAUUUUCGGAGUAAUCAAUCUGUUUGAUAUUCUGCUCAGUGACGUUAUUAUGAUAUCGAAAGCUACAGGUGAAACACAGGAAAGAGAAUCAAAUUCAAUUGAACGACGUCAACGCGUCAAGCGCACCUGUCGAAAUGUAAUAAACACACACUUACAUGUUUCUGCAUAUAUAUCCGUAAUAUUUCCAUUUGCAUUAUGUAACGUUGGCGUGUAUUUUUGUGUGCAUUUUUAGAUUAUUUCUCAUAGACGUUAAAUUAGACGUUAUAAUCAAAGAUAUUAAUGAAUCAUUAAGAUUUUGUCGAGUCGCUGAUAAACACUCCAAACACGUUUCAGCGUCAUAGCCAUUUUUGCUCCAUUUUUCAUCUGUCCCAUUUGACAUUUUGUAUGCAUUUAAUAAAUAUGCCAGUAAGUAUCAUAUCUAUGGUAUACGGGACGCGUUAAAUAUCGAUCUGUCGCUUUUUAAUCGUUACUCUCAUAUGUUACAAAUACGUGAAUAUAUACGUACCUUGAUCUCCCUCGUGACGACUUACGGAGAAAAUUAAAAAGAGAAA
Messenger RNA from Vespa velutina, 3819 nucleotides. RefSeq lists its product as uncharacterized. The record is from RefSeq and is a predicted model, not a curated record. Gene Ontology annotation, cellular component: chitin-based extracellular matrix. Bases 243 to 2339 code for a protein of 698 amino acids. NCBI's taxonomy places the organism in Eukaryota, Metazoa, Arthropoda, Insecta, Hymenoptera, Vespidae. The transcript has 6 exons. Gene Ontology annotation, molecular function: structural constituent of chitin-based larval cuticle.